Messenger RNA from Gorilla gorilla gorilla (western lowland gorilla), 1201 nucleotides. RefSeq lists its product as uncharacterized. The record is from RefSeq and is a predicted model, not a curated record. NCBI's taxonomy places the organism in Eukaryota, Metazoa, Chordata, Mammalia, Primates, Hominidae. The transcript is spliced from 8 exons. The coding region runs from base 1 to 840 and encodes 279 amino acids.
AUGUAUCUGCAGAGAGAAGAAGGGCCUCCCCGGGGCUUUGGUGCAACAAAAGAACUGAGAGAAGAACUUUUAUCUGAAGAAUCUCCUUUUUUCUCACUCUUCAAAGUGUCUGCAAGCCUAAUCUCUGAUGACCUUGUGACAACAACCUGGCUCUUAGCUGAACUAAGGAAAAAGUCCUACAACAUCGUCAUGACCAUCACCAUUAUCAUCAUUGCUAUUAUCACCUUCAUCACCAUCACCAUCAUAUCACCUGCGGCUUCCCCACUGGAACCUGGAGCCUCUCAAGGCCUCCAGAAGGAUUUGCUGAGCAGUUUCAAGAUAAAGCUCAGUCAGCCGUCGCUUGGUCUUCAGUCCCGAAGGAGGCCACAAGCUGCCUUCGUGCUCAGCACAGGUUUGGUUUGCGAACGGCUAUCCCCUUCCCCCAAGGUGGAGCUGACAGCCACUGCCUGUGCCUUGUCGUCUGCCCGGCAGGCCAGCACUCCAUGGCUGGGAGCAGCCUGCAGUGCCCCAUGGGCUUUUACAGUUCCUGCUGCUGUGGCCUCCACCCUUGGACCAGAUGAAGGAGUUCAUCCCUCUGCCCAUGACCCCACUGCUCCGACCCCUCCACCUGGGCCCCCACGCUGCUGGAAUGGAGUGAUGGCUUUGUGGCUGGGCCCCAACAGCACCUGCAGUCGGCUCCCAGAACUCACAGACAGCGAGGACUGCCAGCAGUGCCCACCUGAACAGGAGCCAGGCCCACAGUGCUCCAGCUGCAUUUUUUGCUCUCUGCACUACUUCACAGGCAGAAGCCCCAGCUGCCAGCCCUGCCCCUCAGGAAGUGGCACAAAUGAAAUGAGAUGAUGCAGAAGAAAGAAGUAUGCAGAGUGUUGGGGAACGGGGCAUUGGAGGAUGGCUGGAGUCCUGUUCUGCUCCUGGCUAGGGUGUAGUCUUGGCAGACUGUUGCAGUUCUCAGCGUACAGGUCCUGUUAAAUUUAUCCCCAAGUAGUUCAUGUUUCUGGAUGAUGUUGUAAGUGGAAUUGUAUUUUUUAUUUCCAUUUCCAGUUGUUCAUUACUGGUAGUGAUUUGUGUGUAUUGACCUUGUAUCCCUCAACCUUGCUUACUUCAUUUAUUUGUUAUGGUAGUUUUUGUGUAGAUUUUUUAGGGUCUUCUCUGCCGGUAAUCAUGUUAUCUGUGAAUCUGUGAAUAAAGAUGGUUUAAAUUC